Messenger RNA from Moneuplotes crassus, 1906 nucleotides. NCBI's taxonomy places the organism in Eukaryota, Ciliophora, Spirotrichea, Euplotida, Euplotidae. The record is from the annotation of a GenBank genome assembly.
GACUAAACUAUUUUUGGUGGCCACUUUACUUAUGACCUUCCAAUUCUGAAAGGGGGAUAACCCAGUUCUGUGCAAACUUAGCGAUGUGAUAGGGAUCUGGAAGUUCAGUAUUGACACAAUGACUGUACCGAAGAGCAGUCGUGAUUAUGAAAGAUUUUCAUGAGAUAGACACCAACCAACUGUUUUAGCUGAUUAUUCACAAGACGAAGUCGCUCCUCAAGCUGAAAUUUUGGCCAGGAUUCAAGGGAAUUCUGGAGCAGAGCCAGCUGUGAGAGAGAUCUAUGUCGAGCUUGACGGAAAUGAGGAUGUUGUGAUACAGUACGCAGAUGAAGAUGUGCGAGAAGCCAUCUCAGAAGGAACUUGGACAAUGGUCAUUCAUGAAGGCCUACUUGGAUAUCUCUAUGAUUCUACUAUUGAUCAGGAGAUUACAUUCGAUUCUUUCUGGCGAUACAAUCGUAUUGGGGAAAAUGAAUAUAUCUCUGACUGUACUCAAACCAUGCUCGGAUGGUAUCAUACUAUUAAUCCUGAGAAUGAAGAUGAAGAACAAUGGGGAUGCUUUUGGGGCGAAAAGCUAUCAGGCCCUUAUGAGUCUGAAACUGUGGAAUUCAGAGAUGAUUCUCCUGUUUUAACAGAAGGUUCUUCUUCCAAUGAAGCCAUGGAAUGUAUGGAUAUAAUUGAUGAAAAAGAGAGAAAUGGUCAAUUAACUUGGGCUAGGAAUGAUGAUGUACACUUUUCGGCUCAAGCUAAUUUAGCCAGAGAUAACCCCUUUCUGGAUAAUGAUGGAGAUGAUGAAGGCUUAGGUGAUCAAAUGAAUGAUUCUGAAGAUUCAUGAGAGGGGUAUGAAAACUACCUCAAUCCUUGAACUUUGGCUUCUUAUGAGUAUCUAGGAGCAGAUCCUGAUACCAUCCCAACUGAAGAUCUUCCAGAAGCUAUUAACUGGAAUAAUGUAGCUGGGAGAAGUUUCUUCCCACCAAUUGUUAAUCAGCCUUGAGGUGAUUGCUUCCUAGUAGCCUCUCUAGAAGUUAUUGAAUCAAGACUCAUGAUCAUGAGUGAUGGAGAACUUGAUCUCAGGUUGAGCGGCCAACAACAAAAAGACUGCAACUUUUAUGCAGAAGGCUGAGAUGGAGGUCUUCCUAUUCAUGUUGCUAAAUAUGGAAAUGAGUUUCAGCUAGUUGAAGAGAACUGAUACAAUGAGAGAAGAGAAGCUACUGACACUUGAGUCAAUGACAUCGAAAAUUCAGACGAUUGACAAACUUUUAGGAUUGAGGACUUCUACUUAGUUGGUGAUAACUAUGGAGGUGUUAGUGAAGAGCUCCUAAUGAAAGAACUCGUAGCUCAUGGACCGGUCACUACUGUUGUUAAUGCUCCAAGACAUUUUAAUCAGUACAGAGGAUGCAUCUUUGAGCAAGAUUGAGACCAAGAAGCAGGUUCAAUAACUUACAUUGAAGAUGAGGAUGAGAUUAGUAGAAUCAUGCAAAUCUCAACAAAUGAUGAUCAUAGGAUAAACACACAAACUCUCAGAGAAAGAGGAAUAGAGUGGGAGCUUGUAAAUCAUAGUGUUGUCCUUAUUGGAUAUGGAAGAGACACCCAAUGCAUCAAUGAUCUUCAUGAAUUUGCAUCUCAAAGUAGAAUCCAAACGAGGCUUCAAAACCGGAUAAUGGUGCAACAAGAUAAUCCAAGAGAGUGCGCAGAAGAUGGAGCUUAUUGGAUCAUAGCUAACUCCUGGGGUACAAGGUUUGGUGAAAAUGGAUUGUUCAGGAUAAGAAGAGGAUGAAAUGAUUUCGGAAUUGAGACACAAGCUAUGUCUAUCACUGCUGGUAUUGAAAACCUCGAUCUUCUUCAUUGUAAGUUCAGAGAAGGUGAGGAUAGAUGCUAAAUAUAAUUAUAAUAACACCAAAAUUCAUAA